AAAAAAAAAAAGACAAAUAAAAAAGAAAAAAGGGAUUUCUCGUCUUGUGGAAGCUGGUUCGAGCGAGGAGCCCUAGCUGUCUUGCAGUAGAGUAUCAUAAACACUCCAAAUUUCAAAUCUUGGCUGUCCGCUCAUUGCUUGCGCUGCAAAAGCGUGCACUGUUGUUGCUCUAACUUCCAUCAGAUAGUUGAACUCUUUAUUGAGCUACAAUCUGCCUUCAGGAUUGUGUUUCUGCGAUUUUGGGUAGAGACAUGAAUUUGAAGCGGUUAGUUAAUAGACAAACGUUCAGCUACGUAUCAAAAUUCAAUGGAAGAUUGAUUUCUCUAUACCCGAAUUAUGUUUCCAGAGAUUACUCUACCAUUACAGCCACUGUACCCCAUUCUAUAUAUUCACCAAGCAUUGAUGGCCAAAUACUUCUACAGAGCUCUGAAUUAAUGAGACAUGUUUCCCCCUUUAAGAGAUGUCUGCACUCUGCUGAACUGUCUAAGCUAACGGAAUUGAAUUUUAAGCCAAAAUUCAGCUCCAAUGAUUCUGUGGUGGAGGACGAAACCAUGAAUGAGUUCUUGUCGAGAUUUGUGUGGACAAUGCGUGGGAAGUUAUCUGAAGCGUACCCAGAGUCUGAUAAACAGACAAUUGAUGCUAUGCUUUUGAUUAUAGUUGGAAAAGUUGUUUCGGAGAUGGAAAAGAGCGGACAAGAGCAGAUGCUUGGUGCCAUGUUGUCCACUCCAUCACAAGAUUUCAGUGAGGAUCUAUGGAGAACAGUGUUUGAAGUGAGUAAUUCAGUGCUACAAGAUAUGGAAAAGGAAAGGAAGAAGGAAAAAAUGAAAGGGUUUUUACAGUCUGAGGAGGUGAAGGAAAUGUGCAGGUUUGCUGGUGAGAUUGGUAUCCGUGGAGAUAUGCUGAGAGAGCUCAGGUACAAAUGGGCUCGUGAGAAGAUGGAGGAGAGUGAGUUUUAUGCGAGUUUGGAGAAGUUCAGAGAAGAAGAAAGGGCGCAAGAAAAAGAGGAAGCAGAUGGCAAGAAUGCUGAGACCAUGAGUGAGAUGGCUGUCAGGGGAGAGGAGAGAGCAGAGGACAUAUCUCUUCCCAAAAGACAGGGAAAGAUAAAAUAUAAGAUUUAUGGACUUGAUCUUUCCGAUCCAAAGUGGGCCGAAGUUGCUGCUAAGAUCCAUGAGACAGGAAAGAUCAUUUGGCCUGAGGAACCUAAGCCUAUACAAGGAAAAAGCAAACUGGUAACUGAGAGAAUUCUUUCACUGAAAGAGGACGAUGACCCUUCUCCACUGCUUGCUGAAUGGGCAGAGCUUGUGGAACCUAGUAGGAUUGAUUGGAUAACUUUACUUGAUAAGUUGAAAGAACAGAAUACACAUCUAUACUUAAAGGUGGCUGAACUUCUGUUGAGUGAAAAGUCCUUCGAGCCAACUAUUCGGGACUACUUUGUGCUCAUUGAUGCUCAUGCUAAAGAGACCAGCUUGGAAGAUGCUGAGAGGAUUCUUAAGAAAAUGAAUGAAAAUGGUAUUCUACCUGAUAUGUUAACUGCCACAGCUUUAGUGCUCAUGUACAGUAAGGCAGGCAAUCUUGGCCGUGCUGAAGAAGCAUUUGAAAGCUUGAAGAGCCAUGGUUUCCAACCAGACAUGAAGAUUUACCAUUCAAUGAUCAUGGCAUAUGCAAAUGCUGGGCAACCAAAGAUGGGUGAGAAAUUAAUGAGAGAGAUGGAGGAAAGAGAUAUCAAACCCACAGAGGAGAUUUACAUGGCAUUGCUACGCUCCUUUUCUGAACAAGGUGAUGUUGAUAGGGCUGAACGCAUUACAACCACCAUGCAAUUUGCUGGAUUCCAGCGAACUUCGGAGGCUUGUGCAUUGCUUGUUAAAGCACACGGACAAUCUGGUGAUCCUGAUCAGGCAAGGAGUUACUUUGACUAUAUGAUAAGGAUUGGACAUAGGCCUGAUGACAGGUGCACUGCCAACCUGAUUGCAGCUUAUAAGAAAAAGAAUUUGUUGGACAAGGCCUUAGAUCUUUUGUUGGAGCUUGAGAAGGAUGGGUUUGAGCCAGGACCUGCUACUUGCUCUGCUCUUGUCGAUUGGUUCUGUAGAUUACAGUUGGUUGAUGAGGCUGAGCAGCUAUUGGGUAAGAUUGCUGAGCAGGGUGAAGCUCCUCCUUUAAAGAUUCAAGUAAGCCUUUACGAGAUGUAUGCAAAAGCUGGACUUGAGAAAAAGGCUCUUCAAGCCCUGGGGGUUCUGGAAGCUAAGAAGGACCAGUUGGAGUCGGAUGAUUUUGAGAGAGUUAUAAGUGUGCUUCUUGCUGGAGGUUCUAUGCAGGAUGCUCAAAGAUUUCAUGAGCUGAUGAAGGCCCAGGGCUUCACUUCAUCGGAUAAUCUAAAGGUAGCCUUAAUGGCACGUACCAAUUUCGGCCCCAAGAGUCCAACGACAAAAUAGUUUAGUGAUCAUGAUUCCCAAGCAUUUGGCAGCCAUAGGUAAUUAAGAAAAAUGGUUUCUUAGAUUACAAAUUUGAGCUACAGUUCUCAGGUGGGAUUUGUUACUGAUGAAGGGGGGAAGAGUUGACCACUUCAGUGCCUUGUCAUCCUAAACCUCACAAGUAAAGUUUGACAUGAUUUUUAUGCCAAUGUUUUUGUAAGGCAUGAACUAAAUUUACUCAUGAUACAGUCACCCUUUGCGAAAGUGCUAGUUUUAGCAUAGGUUUUUAUGAUUCUGUGUUGGAUGGCCAAAUUUCCUCCAUCUGCGGUUCACAUUUGCAUGCACAUCAAAAUCGUGGGCAGACGCAUCCUAAAGUUCAUUUUAUUAUUUGUUUUGUCUUA
This is a messenger RNA of Jatropha curcas, 2809 nucleotides long. It is a transcript of the gene NFD5, whose product is annotated as pentatricopeptide (PPR) repeat-containing protein. Lineage: Eukaryota; Viridiplantae; Streptophyta; Magnoliopsida; Malpighiales; Euphorbiaceae. The record is from RefSeq and is a predicted model, not a curated record. Gene Ontology annotation, molecular function: protein binding.